AUGCGAUUCUCCAGCGUCUUGUCUGUCGUUCUACUCUUUCUGCUGAUUCAAGCUUCCAAGGCAGGAAUUCUCCGUUUCCGCCGAGCCGUCGAGGACAACUACGGCUACAAUUCCUGGGGCUACAAUAAUGCAGUCAGCGAUCGACUUUGGGGUGGUCCCACGAGCCUCGGUAAAUCUUAAAUAAUUGGAAGCCUUUUUUCAACACACAGUUUUGCAGGAUGGGCUCAAGUGCCCCACACGCUCAGCCCUAUGUUUUCGCCUAUUUUCGGCCGUAAAUAG
Caenorhabditis auriculariae is the source of this 279-nucleotide messenger RNA. The record is from the annotation of a GenBank genome assembly. NCBI's taxonomy places the organism in Eukaryota, Metazoa, Nematoda, Chromadorea, Rhabditida, Rhabditidae.